Molecule: messenger RNA, 2489 nt
Organism: Sardina pilchardus (European sardine)
Lineage: Eukaryota; Metazoa; Chordata; Actinopteri; Clupeiformes; Clupeidae
Gene: kcnn2
Product: potassium calcium-activated channel subfamily N member 2
Exons: 9
Coding region: 1-2019 (672 amino acids)
Biological process (GO): potassium ion transmembrane transport
Cellular component (GO): neuronal cell body; neuron projection; plasma membrane
Molecular function (GO): small conductance calcium-activated potassium channel activity; calmodulin binding
Source: RefSeq, a predicted model, not a curated record
AUGGAAAGCCCAUUGCAGUUGCAGAACGAUUUCUAUCCGGAGCAGCAGCAGCUCCAACACUGUAAGCACCAGCACUACUGCGGACGCCAAGAACGCUCCAUCAGUCAGCAGGACCGGGGUUGCACCUGCAAUAACUCUACCUGCGAUGCACGGAAAAGCCUCAUUUCUCACGGGACGUCGCCUACCCCUCACGGAACUUUAAGGACACCGUCCGUAUCGUCUUUGAGACAAGGCUGUCAGUUAAGCGCUUGCGAGUUCACGCCCUCUAGUCAUGGUAGUUCAUCCAGACAUCAUCAUCACCACCAUCAGCAGUGCCACAGUCGGCAGCGGGGCAGCCCGGCCAGCAGCCGCAGAGAGAGUAACUCUUAUAAGCAAAUAGCCAUGAGCAGCUGCAGAUACAACGGCGGCGUAAUGCGGCCGUUGAGCAACUUGAGCUCGUCCCGCAGAAACGUACACGAGUUUGAUUCGGAGUCCCAGCCGCUGCAGCCCAUCUCCACUGCGGAUGCGUCGGACACUCUAGCCUCUAAACCGGAGAACAACUCGACCACUCUUAUGCCUUACGCAUCGGGGGAUGGAGGGGGUGGAUGUAGCCACAGUGGCAGCAAAUCGGGCAAAAAGAAGAACCAGAACAUUGGUCAAAAGCUUGGACACAGAAGGGCCUUAUUUGAGAAGAGAAAACGGCUGAGCGACUAUGCGCUGAUCUUUGGGAUGUUUGGGAUCGUUGUUAUGGUCAUAGAGACGGAACUGUCAUGGGGUGCAUAUGGAAAGGAGUCCUUGUAUUCAUUAGCUCUAAAAUGCCUGAUCAGCCUUUCAACCAUCAUUCUUCUUGGUUUGAUUAUCAUAUAUCACGCCAGGGAAAUCCAGUUGUUCAUGGUGGACAACGCCGCUGAUGACUGGCGGAUAGCCAUGACGUACGAGCGCAUCUUCUUCAUCUGCCUGGAGAUCCUGGUGUGCGCCAUCCACCCCAUCCCCGGCAACUACACCUUCACCUGGACGGCGCGCCUGGCCUUCUCCUACGCGCCGUCCAAGGCCAACGCCGACGUGGACAUCAUCCUGUCCAUCCCCAUGUUCCUGCGGCUGUACCUGAUCGCGCGGGUCAUGCUGCUGCACAGCAAGCUGUUCACGGACGCGUCGUCGCGCAGCAUCGGCGCGCUCAACAAGAUCAACUUCAACACGCGCUUCGUCAUGAAGACGCUCAUGACCAUCUGCCCCGGCACCGUGCUGCUCGUCUUCACCAUCUCGCUGUGGAUCAUCGCUGCGUGGACAGUGCGCGCCUGCGAAAGAUACCAUGACAGCUUGGACGUAACCAGCAACUUCUUAGGAGCCAUGUGGUUGAUCUCAAUCACGUUUCUAACCAUCGGUUAUGGGGAUAUGGUUCCCAACACGUACUGUGGAAAGGGAGUCUGCCUCUUGACUGGGAUUAUGGGGGCGGGAUGCACUGCUCUGGUGGUGGCAGUGGUUGCAAAAAAACUGGAACUUACCAAAGCUGAAAAACAUGUACAUAACUUUAUGAUGGACACCCAGCUGACAAAAAGAGUGAAGAACACGGCUGCGAAUGUACUCAGGGAGACGUGGCUCAUCUACAAGAACACCAAGCUGGUGAGGAAGAUGGAUCACGCCAGAGUCAGAAAGCAUCAGAGGAAAUUUCUCCAAGCCAUUCAUCAAGCUCGAAAAUUGAGAAGUGUUAAAAUGGAGCAACGCAAGCUGAAUGACCAGGCUAACUCUCUAGUGGACCUUGCGAAGACCCAGAACAUCAUGUACGAGCUGAUCUCGGACCUGAACGAGCGCGGCGAGGACAUGGAGAAGCGCAUCGCCCUGCUGGAGACCAAGCUGGAGACGCUGCUGGGCAACCUGCAGGCGCUGCCGGGCCUCAUCAGCCAGCUCAUCAGCCAGCAGCACCGGGACUUCCUGGAGGUGCAGCUGCAGCCGUACGACAAACACAGCCCUGAGCGCUCGCAGUCCGUCUCGCGGCGGCGCUCCUCCUCCACGGCGCCCCCCACCUCCUCGGAGAGCAGCUAGGCGGAGGCUUUUGGGGCCAGGAGAAAGGAGGAUGGUGGAGGGAGGGAACAAUAACAGGAGCAGACAGAUCAACUACUGUCACAGAAGAGAAGAAGAAAAAAAAUACACCUCCAACUGUCCUCUUGUUUCUUCUGCUCCCCUCCCUUGAACCUACAGGCGAAGACUUUUGCCAUUACAUGGCCAGGUUACAUUUACUGUAAAGCCUUAGGGUUUGAAACAGAAGCAUUACGCCUGAAAUUCUGAUGACAGAAUCCAAGGUAUCUUGUGGAGGGGAGAGGCAAUAUUUUCUUCUUUUUUCUUUUUUUUUUCUUUUGCUUUUUUAAACAGAUUACUCAACAUACUGUUGAUCGAUUCGUUUUAUUACCUCAGAAAUGUGUUAUACUUUUUUUCCCUUCUGAUGACAUAAUCAUAGAGAAUGCCUUUCCUCAGUAAAAACUAUUAAAAGGUGCCUGGGUGUGUAGAGGUCAGAG